CCACUUUUGCCUGUUCAUCCUUACCUCAUCCUUGAUACUUCACUCACCGCUGGAGAAGCUCUGAACACAAAGAAGAAGCCAUGAGGAACACACUGCUGGGGAUGCUGGCCGCCCUGAUUUGCACGCUGGCGGUCUGUGCUGAUGUGACACCUGUUCAAGACUUUGACCUGCAGAAGAUGACAGGCAAGUGGUACCUUGUUGGCUUAGCCACCAACGCUCAGUGGUUUGUGGAGAACAAGGAAGGGAUGAAGAUGGGCACUGUCAAUGUAUCGUCAACUCCUGAAGGAGACCUCGACCUCUCUCAUGCCAACCUGAAUGCUGAUGGUACUUGCUGGAGAAUGACUCACCUUGCUAAGAAAAGCGACACUCCUGGACGCUUCGUCUACCACAGCCUGAUUUGGAACAAUGACAACGACAUGCGCAUUGUUGAUGUUGUGUACGAUGACUACGCUCUUGUCCACACGACAAAGACAAAGGAAGGAGUGUCUGAGGUCCUCAAUAAUCUUUACAGUCGCACUCCUGAGGUCACGGUCACCCUGCAGCAGAAGUUCAGGCAGUUCUCUCUUGAGACUGGCAUUCUUGCAGACAACAUUGUCAUCUUCCCACAGAAUGGUGAGUGUCCUGAGGCGUGAAGAGUCCCCUGCCAUCCGUCAUCCCCUGCUUUCUGAAGUCCCAGGCUUUCAUCUCAGAAGACUCUUAUUUUCUCCCCUCACUGUGAUUUUUCCAGCAUCACAAAGCUGCACCCAAGACAAUGAAACCAAAGCAUUUUACUCCAAACCCUGCUGCAUACCAAAGACCAACCCUGAUCCUAAUUCAGAUCUCAUUCUCUUCAACUCACGCAUUAACUGUGGCAUCAGAGUGGAACAACAAAGGGCUGAGUGAGACAGUUUACUUUUUGUACAAGCGUGUACCUUUGUAACUGCUGGUUUUCUUUUGGGUUAUUACA
Messenger RNA from Larimichthys crocea (large yellow croaker), 946 nucleotides. Its product is annotated as lipocalin. The transcript is spliced from 6 exons. The record is from RefSeq and is a predicted model, not a curated record. Lineage: Eukaryota; Metazoa; Chordata; Actinopteri; Sciaenidae. Gene Ontology annotation, molecular function: small molecule binding. Bases 81 to 632 code for a protein of 183 amino acids.